AGCAGUUCCUGCCUUCUCUACCAUGCCCAGCCCUUAGCAGCUCAUGGCUGUGACCACACAAGCCAGUGGUCAGAUGCAACGUCCUGCUCAUAACUGUGCCCGUUGUUGCCGAAAGUGGAGUGAAACUCAGGAGCUGAAAAACAGGGUCACAGUGAGAAAAUGGGGAAUUCUCUACUGAGAGAACUCAAUUGCCUGAGAAACAAUCAAAAGAAGCACAAGAAAGUAAACCAACAUGUGGAAAGAAAAUGGCAGGAAAUGGCUACAUUUGAGAGAGAAAAUCCAGUUCAAGAUAAGAAAAGCAAAGAAGUUUUAUCUGCCUCUAAUCAGGAACAUGAGAAUGGCAGUGGUUCUGAGGAAGUGUGCUACACUGUCAUUAGUCACAGUUCCUAUCGGAGGCCCUCCCUGAGCUCCAACGAUGAUGGUUAUGAGAAUAUCGACUCCACCACAAAGACAGUGAAGCCAUUUAGAAAUGGGCCCGAAACAGAAUAUGCCCUUCUCAGGAUGACUUGUGCUACUAGGCCUUCUUCCUGUACCGCUGACCAUGAUUAUGAACUUGUGCUUCCCCACUAGAAAUCUCAUGCUUCCACUAAAAAAGAUGAUACAAACUAGUAGCCUCCAAAGGAGUGUUUCUGCAUCUCUGAAACAUGACAUCUUUGUGGUUUGGGUUAAGCCAUAUAAAUUGACAUAAGGUUAUAGAGUAUUUGACAUUUCUUUGUAAAGUUUGAGGACAUGGAAAUGCUGGAAUCUUCCUAGGGCAUUGAACAUCCAUCAAUAUAUGACCUAACAUCCAAUUCCAACACUGCUCUACAAAUUUCAAAUGACAAAAUUUCCACUCAUAAUCUAUUUCAUUUUUGAGGUAUAAUCUACUCAA
Puma concolor (puma) is the source of this 871-nucleotide messenger RNA. RefSeq names its product germinal center associated signaling and motility like (gene GCSAML). The record is from RefSeq and is a predicted model, not a curated record. Gene Ontology annotation, biological process: regulation of B cell receptor signaling pathway; regulation of lymphocyte migration. Lineage: Eukaryota; Metazoa; Chordata; Mammalia; Carnivora; Felidae.